UGUUUAGCUUCUGCCUGGAAAUCAGACACAUCUCUGAGUCUUCCUUCACAGGAGAGAAAUGCGUGUAGCCGUGGUGGCAGCAGACGUGAUACUGCUCCUGAGCAUGGGGUGGACGUCAGACGCUCUCUGCUCACCCACCGUUUUUUACAGAGAUUGCUGGAUCCGUCGCUUCCCCGGUCUCCUCAUCGAUCUGGAGGAGUCUCAGAAGCUGGGAGCCCAGUUCUUGAAAUAUUAUUCUGAAAGCACUGGCCAGAAGUGCAGUCGGAGCUGCUGUCUUAGAAAGGAUGUCUCCUGUAACCUGGCUGUCUUCUACCAUGACCCUAUUCAUGACAACGUCAACUGCCUCCACAUCCACUGCCCAACACUGGAGAGCUGCAUCUUAGAACCCGGGACCAGUGCCAUUCUGUACAACAUAACAGACGGUAUAGAUCCAGAUUUGUUGGUUUUUGAACAAUCGCCUUCUGCGUUCCUAAAUACCCGCUCUUCUUCUGAUAUGUGGGACAGACUAAGGAUUCUAAAAGCUAUGAAUUUAGAUCAACAACAAACCACCGUGAUAAACCAUGUGAUACCGUCAAUAGAGGCUCCCUCAUCAACCACACAUGAAGAUUUGGUUGUAAAUACAAAAAAUACCAGUUAUUCCAAGGAGUUAACCACAGAUUUUUGGGCAAGCUCCACUGCCCCGAAUAACCUGAAUGACUCCAUUACAACAAAGGUAAAUAUGAUGUCACCAAGCACUGAUGUCAUCAACAAAACGCAUAACAAGACUGUUUCUCCUUUCUUCAUGCCCACAGGCACAAAACUUUCUCAGAAGCCUGUGCCAUCCCAACUCAACAGUAGCAAACAAUUACUGAAUAAAACCAAGGGGUACAACAGCAAAAACAACACGUCUGUGAAUGGAGCCGAGACACCUGAUGGGGCAUCGGUGACUCUAAAGACCUGGCUGGUGCCGGCAGCCCUUUGUACCUCUGUCGUCCUCCUUUGCUGUUGUGGGGCCAUCCUUGUGUCUGGAUGCUAUCAAAAGCACCAGUACAAACUAGGACGAAGAAAGUCAGGAUCCAGGAAAAUUAAAAAAUGUAACACUCCGAAGGAGAACUAG
This is a messenger RNA of Otolemur garnettii (small-eared galago), 1096 nucleotides long. RefSeq names its product MANSC domain containing 4 (gene MANSC4). The transcript is spliced from 3 exons. NCBI's taxonomy places the organism in Eukaryota, Metazoa, Chordata, Mammalia, Primates, Galagidae. The record is from RefSeq and is a predicted model, not a curated record. The coding region runs from base 59 to 1096 and encodes 345 amino acids.